ACUCAGGGGUUUCUGGGGGAAGGGGCAAUGGUAACAGCACCUUCAAGGUCCCACAGGUACCCCGAGCCAGUGGGAGUAAGGGGGGCACAGAGCUGCCUCUCCCAUGCCCAGACCCCCAUGCUCAGGCCCCUGGGUAUAGGGUUUAGCUGCUUUGUGUCCAGGCCAGUGCUCCCAGGAACCAUGGGGCAGUGAGGCCCUAAGUGGACAUGGCACUGGGACAGCAGAACCCAGUUUCAGGACCUGUGUGCUGGAGAAGCGCUGGCUGAAGUCUCCGCCCCCUCGGACACCAGGGAGGGACCACGGCAUCCCGACCCGCCUGCCCUGCCGCCCCGCAUUCCGACGGCGCCGCAGACCGCUGCCCCGCCGGUUCGCCGCAUCUCCCGCCCCCCCUUCCCAAGCUGCCUCGCUCGGGUGACGUCAGCGACCCGGUCCCCGCCGCCGCAGCCUCCGCGCGACGACCGGCGUCCCGCGCCGCUCGCGCCCGCUCGGCCAUGGCUCCCGUGGCGCUGCUCCCGCUGCUACUGCUGCUGCGGCCUCCGCCCGCCGUUCCCGCGCCCGCGCGAGACCCCUUCGCCCCGCAGCUCGGGGACACGCAGAGCUGCCAGCUGCGCUGCCGCGACCGCUACCCUAGCCCUCAGCCCUCGCAGGUGGAGCUGGAGGAGGAGGCGGAGGUCCCCACCGAGUCCCAGCACGAGUUCGACAGGGCCGUCCUAAUCAGCGCUUGUGAGCGUGGCUGCCGCCUCUUCUCCAUCUGCCGAUUUGUGGCCAGGAGCUCCAAGCCCAAUGCCACCCAGGCUGAGUGUGAAGCAGCCUGUGUGGAGGCCUAUGUGAAGGAGACAGAGCAGCAGGCCUGUGGUGAGGGCUGCUGGAGCCAGAACCUGGAACCCCAGCCGGAGCCAGAGCCGGAGCAGAAGAGAAAGGUUCUGGAAGCUCCAAGUGGGGCCCUCUCGCUCCUGGACUUGUUUUCCACUCUCUGCAAUGACCUUGUCAACUCGGCCCAGGGCUUCGUCUCCUCCACCUGGACAUACUACCUGCAGACUGACAAUGGGAAGGUGGUGGUGUUCCAGACCCAGCCUGUGAUUGAGAGCCUGGGGCACGAGGGGGCCCAUCUGCAGCGAGUGGAGGUGACUUGGCGGGGGUCCCACCCUGAGGCCCUGGAGGUGCAUGUGGACCCUGCAGGCCCCUUGGACAAGGUGAGGAAGGCCAAGAUCCGAGUCAAGACCAGCAGCAGGGCCAAGGCGGGGUCGGAUGAGCUGCAGGAUAAUGACUUCCUCAGUUGCAUGUCCCGGCGGUCGGGGCUGCCGCGCUGGAUCCUGGCCUGCUGCCUUUUCCUGUCUGUGCUGGUGAUGCUGUGGCUGAGCUGUUCCACCCUGGUGACUGCGCCUGGCCAGCACCUCAAGUUCCAGCCCCUGACCUUGGAGCAGCACAAGGGCCUCGUGGUUGAGCCAGACUGGCCCCCAUACCCUCCCCCAUCUCACGCCUUUGCCGACAGCCCCCCACCCUACAAGCUGAAGCUGGGCCUGACCAAGCUGUAGGCCUCCAUCUGUCCAGCAUUGCCAAGUGCAGGGCUCCCUGGGCCUCACUUGCCCUGUGCCCAGGAGUCCCGGCCAGGGUGGGACCCUCCUCGGGCUCCUCUACCCCCAAACCCUUCUCUCCCCAUCCCGCCCCUUUGGGUCCUGAGCUCUUCACGCCCCCACCGGUGGGCCGUAUCUGGCUUUGGUUCCUCCGGGAUCCCUUUCCCUGGAGUGUGCUACUUUUGUCUUCUAUCGUGUAGCUUCUUGAGUAUUUGAACCCCAGUUCUGUGCCGCCUUCCUCCCUUCUCUCUCCCCUCUCUGGGGGGGCAAGGUCACAGAGAAGCUGCCUUGUGCUAGGGCUCCCCCCACUUUCCCCACCACACCUCUGGAGAUCCAGUCCCACCAGAGAAGGCGGUGGGCAGCUCCACCCUGGGAGGGCGGCUGAGGCUGGGUGGCAGCAUGGGGGUUGGGAGGAAUAAACCAUGUAUAUAAAAUG
Manis pentadactyla (Chinese pangolin) is the source of this 2010-nucleotide messenger RNA. RefSeq names its product transmembrane protein 59 like (gene TMEM59L). Lineage: Eukaryota; Metazoa; Chordata; Mammalia; Pholidota; Manidae. The transcript has 9 exons. Bases 492 to 1535 code for a protein of 347 amino acids. The record is from RefSeq and is a predicted model, not a curated record.